Messenger RNA from Colletes gigas, 6797 nucleotides. It is a transcript of the gene Egfr, whose product is annotated as epidermal growth factor receptor. The transcript has 12 exons. The record is from RefSeq and is a predicted model, not a curated record. Gene Ontology annotation, cellular component: signaling receptor complex; basal plasma membrane. The coding region runs from base 1114 to 5493 and encodes 1459 amino acids. Gene Ontology annotation, molecular function: ATP binding; transmembrane receptor protein tyrosine kinase activity. Gene Ontology annotation, biological process: multicellular organism development; positive regulation of kinase activity; cell surface receptor protein tyrosine kinase signaling pathway. NCBI's taxonomy places the organism in Eukaryota, Metazoa, Arthropoda, Insecta, Hymenoptera, Colletidae.
UUAAAACAAAACUAACUGAUUUUCUUCUAUAUACUUUGAUUCCUCGGGUCAUGCUGUGUAUAUAAAUAAAAUCAGUUUUUUCUAAAUUCACUUGGGGCAGAGUUAUAGCCCGAUCAAUUUACCAGAUAUAUCCUGCGCGUAUAUUUAUUAAAUCGAAUUAAACUCGGAGUUGUUCUGCGUAUCAAGUAGAUUUAUCCGUAAUAGGAAACUGGUCGAUCAUAAACAGCAAUACGGUAAAUAUAUUUAUGACGACUAUUUCGUUACUUCCAACGAGUUUUAUCAAUCUACAUAUAAAGUUUGUAAUCACACCCUUUAAUUAAUAUUACGUCUAUUCUUAGCUCCACGUAAAUAAAUCUCUGUCGUAUGCAAGAUUGAAAUCUUUCAAGCUUGUUCGAACUUUCACGCGAUUCAAAUCGUUUCUUCUCAAGUUAACGAAAAUUAACCACAAGUAUUUAUCCAAAGUUUGUUUACGAUGUUCGCUCGCGAGGCGAACGGAAAUUCACGAAAAAUAAAAAUCGACAACCGGAGAUUGUGCGUAACAAAUUCCCCCGUAAAUAACCGAGGUAAUUUUCUAGUCGUUCCUCGAAGGUCUCCUUGUCCCCGAUUCGAUAAACAAAUUACACGGUAAACGACGCGCCCCGUCUUGCUUUCUCGCGCGCGCGAAUCUAAUGUCACCCCAGGGGAAGCAAUUUUCAGCGUUUCACUCACGACGCACGUUCCGCGCCUCUGGCCCUAUUGUCUAUCGUACGUGUGCGCGACAGAGGCGCAAUUUAUCCUCGAGAACGCUGUCACGAUCAAAAAGAAGAAAACCCGUCUUCUCCUUUUCCAUGCAGCCUCCCAUCGAUCCGACGAAUUGCGAAAUUUCGGAGACCCAGCCAACCUGCCGCUCAAGAUGGACGACGUCACGACUUCUGAUGCGAAACAUCCUCGUGAGACGAACCAUGCAAGGGACACGGUGAAGCGACAGCGAUGGCAGCAGCGGGAACGCGACUUCGAGGUUCUCCGGGUCUUCUCCUUGCUCGUGACAGUCGAAGGGGGCACGAAGAAGUGGGAAUCAUUCUCGAGAUCACCUGGGCAAGGUCCAUGGGUUCGUAGAGGGCAUGAGAGCUCAUCAUGUUCGAACACCGACACGGGCCACGAACGCUGUCGACCUGCAACCUCUUCGGCGUGAUACUUCUUCUACUGAUCGUCGCCGGCAGCUACGAUGUGUCAGCGGAUUUUAGCUCCGAGUUUGUCAAAGGGAAAAUUUGUAUCGGAACCAAUGGCCGCCUCUCCGUUCCGUCCAACAAACAGCACCACUACCGGAAUCUUCGAGACCGGUACACCAACUGUACUUAUGUCGACGGCAACCUGGAGAUCACAUGGCUCCAGAACGAGACAUUCGACCUCAGCUUCCUCCAGUAUAUACGAGAGGUCACCGGCUACGUCCUCAUCAGCCACGUGGACGUCCGGAAGAUCGUUCUGCCGCGGUUGCAAAUCAUACGCGGCAGAACUCUCUUCAAGCUCAAUAUUCACGUCACCGAGUUCGCCCUGUUCGUCACGAUGUGUCAGAUGCACAACUUGGAGAUGCCGGCCCUCAGAGAUAUCCUCAACGGCAGCGUGGGCAUGUACAACAAUUACAACCUCUGCCACAUUCGAACGAUCAACUGGGACGAAAUAAUCACCAGCCAGGGUGGAACGUACUCCUACGUGUACAAUUUCACGUCGCCGGAGCGCGUCUGUCCAUCGUGCGACAAGAGCUGCGAGCAAGGUUGCUGGGGCGAGGGGCCUGAGAAUUGUCAGAGGUACUCGAAGACGAACUGUUCGCCCCAGUGCUGGCAGGGCAGGUGCUUCGGGCCCAAUCCGCGAGAGUGUUGCCAUCUUUUUUGCGCCGGUGGCUGCACGGGCCCGAAACAGAGCGACUGCCUCGCUUGCAAAAACUUCUUCGACGACGGUGUGUGCACGCAGGAAUGCCCGCCCAUGCAAAAGUACAAUCCUACGACGUACUCGUGGGAGGCUAAUCCUGACGGUAAGUACGCGUAUGGUGCAACCUGCGUGAGAAAGUGUCCUGUGCACCUCUUGAAAGACAACGGGGCUUGCGUAAGGUCCUGUCCGCCGAAAAAGAAAGCGCUCCACGGGGAAUGCGUGCCCUGCGACGGGCCUUGCCCGAAAACCUGCAAGGGCGUGGACAAAGUACAUUCCGGGAAUAUAAACAGCUUCAAGGAUUGCACGAUCAUCGAGGGCUCGAUCACGAUUCUAGACCAAAGCUUCAAAGGUUUCCUACAUCUCUUCAAGAACUACACAUUGGGGAAACGAUACGAGGAGAUGCAUCCCGACAAACUGGAGGUGUUCAGCACGCUGAAAGAAGUCACCGGGUUCUUGAACAUCCAAGGGGACCACAAGGACUUCAAGAACUUGUCCUACUUCCGGAACCUCGAGGUGAUCGGUGGUAGAACGCUGACGGAAUAUUUCGCGUCGAUGUACAUCGUGAAGACUUCGUUGGUGUCGUUCGGGCUCAGCUCCCUCAAGAAAAUUUACUCCGGCUCGAUCGUCAUUUUGGAGAACAAGAAUCUGUGUUACGCGCAGAGUAUCAAUUGGACUAGGAUGAAGAGAUCGUCGGAACACGAGAUUCUAUUGUCGAACAACCGGAACGAGACCGAGUGCAUAAAAGAUGGAUUGGUAUGCGACGAGCAGUGUUCCGACGAUGGCUGUUGGGGGCCCGGUCCGGCGCAAUGUCUAUCCUGCAAGAACUUCAUCUUAGGGAACGAUUGCCUUCAAGACUGCACUGCACCAGGAAUUUACCAAGCGGACAAAAAGACCUGCAAGCUGUGCCACGAGGAGUGCGACGGUUCUUGCACGGGACCGAACGCGGAGCACUGCACGAAAUGCAAACACGCGCGAGACGGUCCCUUCUGCGUACCCGAAUGUCCAUCUUCCAAGUAUAACGACAACGGCGAGUGCAAGGACUGUCACGAGAACUGCGUGGGUGGCUGCGAUGGGCCUAAGAACAACAUAGGCCCUAAUGGAUGUCACAGCUGCGAUAAGGCGAUCAUGAACGGAACCGUACCUGAAGGAUGUUUGCAGAAAGGAGAACCCUGUCCAGACGGGCAUUACUACGAGUGGGUGAGUCCUCAAGAACAAGGAGAGCUGAAGCAUUUAGCAGGGAAGGCCGUCUGCCGCAAAUGCCACCCUCGUUGCAAGAAAUGCACAGGAUACGGUUUUCACGAGCACGUGUGCCAGGAGUGCACGAAGUACAAGAAAGGCGAACAGUGCGAGGACGAGUGUCCAGCGGAUCACUUUGCGGACGCGGACACGCAGCUUUGCAUACCGUGCUUCAGCGAGUGCCGUGGAUGCUUCGGACCGGGCCCGAAUCAAUGCUACAAAUGUCGAAAUUACAAAAUCAAUGUGGACGAAGAUAUAGAUGGCAACGUGACGUCCUUCAACUGUACAGAGAUAUGUCCACCCGAGUAUCCUUACAAGAUCUUCCCUCUGGACAGCGAGCCGUAUUGUUCCCUGGAAGUAGUCGAUCCUGGACUCCGUGUGGAAAACGAACUUCAACCGGCUAUCCUGGCGGGCGUAGUGGUGUUUACGUUGGUGUUCAUCGUGGUAGCGGCCGUGAUCAUGUACUUCUGCCGCGUACGGGCGAAGGCGAAGGAGAACGCGGUCAAGAUGACGAUGGCGUUCACCGGGUUGGACGAUAACGAGCCUUUGCGUCCAACAGGCGUGAAACCGAAUCUGGCGAAACUGCGUAUCAUCAAAGAGGAGGAGAUGAGAAAAGGUGGGAUCCUGGGGUACGGUGCCUUUGGAAACGUCUACAAGGGCGUAUGGGUGCCGGAAGGUGAAAAUGUGAAGAUACCGGUGGCCAUUAAAGUCUUGCACGAUGGCACGGGCGCGAACACCUCGAAGGAGUUCCUCGACGAGGCGUACAUCAUGGCCAGCGUGGAACACCCGAAUCUGCUUCAGCUGCUGGCCGUCUGCAUGACCUCGCAGAUGAUGCUCGUUACUCAGCUGAUGCCGUUAGGUUGUUUGCUCGAUUUUGUGCGUACGUUCAAGGAUAAAAUCGGUUCCAAAGCACUCCUGAAUUGGUGUACACAGAUCGCCAGGGGGAUGGCCUACUUGGAAGAGAGGAGAUUAGUCCAUCGCGAUCUCGCCGCUCGUAAUGUCCUCGUGCAAACGCCCAAUUGCGUGAAGAUCACCGAUUUCGGUUUGGCCAAGCUCCUGGACAUCAACGAGGAACAGUACAAGGCUGCCGGCGGCAAAAUGCCGAUCAAGUGGCUGGCUCUGGAAUGCAUCCAGCAUCGAGUCUUCACCCACAAGUCGGACGUUUGGGCAUUCGGUGUAACCAUAUGGGAGGUCCUCACUUAUGGCGGCAGACCGUACGAGAACGUUCCCGCCAGAAACGUGCCGGAACUGUUGGAGAAAGGCGAGAGGCUACCACAACCGGCGAUCUGCACGAUCGACGUUUACAUGAUCAUGAUCAAGUGUUGGAUGUUGGACGCCGAGUCCAGGCCCAGUUUUAAGGAACUGGCGGAGGACUUUGCGAAGAUGUCUAGAGAUCCUGGUCGAUAUCUUGCCAUCAAGGGCGACAAAUACAUGAGAUUACCUUCGUAUACACUGCAGGACGAAAAAGAGAUGAUACGGAAUCUUGCAUCGGCCAUUGACGGCCCCGAGGCGUUAGUCGAUGCCGACGAGUACCUUCAGCCGAAAUCCAGGGCUCCGAUUCCACCUGGACUUUCGGCGUCCAGUACUUCCGGCUCCCCGCCGAACACCCCCGUGAAAACUGGCUGGCCCAAUGGUAAACCGCUCGCCGCCGACUCUCCCACGCCCCAAAAUCAACAAAACUGGGACAGAGAGUUGUUGAGGUACGGAGCGAAUCAUAGAAACGGAAACGCGCCCCACGAGCCCGGAAACUCUGGCCAGCACGCGCACUUCGCGCCUCCGAACGGCCAUUGCGGACAUCCCAUAGGUUCGGACAGCACCAGUUCAAGAUACUGUUCGGAUCCGUUGAAGAUGAUCGGCGUCAGAGAUUGUGAUGUAACGGACGAUUGUUUCGACGGUGAGAUGAACUCCGCGCACCAGCAGGCUCAAGUAGGUAACCUGAAGUUAGACUUGCCAUUAGACGAAGACGAUUAUUUGAUGCCAUCGCCGCAAUUGCCGACAAAUACGACGCAAUACAUGGAUCUCAUAGGGGACUCGAAACCCACGGAAUUGGAACCAAAGCGAGUCAACAACGGUUACCGGAAGUACCCAGAAUUCCUGACCAUCCCGGGUAAAACAUCGUUGGAUAAUCCGGAGUACAUAAUGUCCCAGGACGAAGGACCGUUGACUCCGCAGACUUUAGGUAUUCCAACGCCCGAUUUGGAGAAGGUAUUAACGAACGGGAACUUUGGGUCUCAGGUGAGACAAAGGAGUUCCGAGGAAGAAUCCGACCACGAGUACUACAACGACUUCGAUCGCCUGGAACGGGAGUUGCAGCCGCUGAAGCCACUUAGGAAGAACGAGACGACUGUCUGAGUCCAAGGUUUCCGAAGGAUACUGAACAAGGACUGUUCCGUUGUUUGAAACCGGAAACAGAAGGUCGAUAUCGCUCGUCCGUCGCCCGAGGUCGAAUCGAUCUCGGACUCGACGGACGGGAAACCUAAUCGGUACACGGAAUCCAGUUCCUCGCAAUGAGGAAACUUCAGAGUACUUAGAGAGGACACUUCGCCAAAGUGCCGUGUUUUGAUUGUGAUUAGACGUAAAACGCGAGAACUGUGCUAAAUUCCCCAGCAGAGUUUAAGGGAACUUAUCCCACACACGAUGGACUGUCGCGCGUGCGUACGAUGAACAAGUAGUGCAAAGAUAAUCUUAAUGUGCCAUUCGCCGUGGCUUGUAAAUAAAGUAGUGUCUACCACUUCUUUAGGGUUACAGAGAGUUUAAGGAUCGACGUGCAGUAAAUGGCAUAGAAAAUUGUCUCGCUUUUACUUUCGCCUGACUUCGACGGUCCAUGUUCGUUACAUCUUCCUCUUUCCUUAUAGAGACCACAGACCCGAGGAUUCUUCGUAGAAUAAUUUUUACGACUGUUUGCAUCAAUAUACGUAGAGUCGUUGUACAACUCGUGCCGCGCUUUCGUACGAUGAAUCGUCGCGUUUGUGGCCCCUAUUGGUUUCUUCCACAAAGAACGGACAAGGAAAACAAUCAUUCCGAUCGCGAACGUGGACCUCGCCUGUCUCUUCGAAAAUUCAGAACCACCCUCUUCUGUCUCUUCUAAUUUAAAGAGCACGAAUCAUGAGAUGUCGAUAAAUUGUACGCGGGGCCGUUACGCGAAUCACAGAAGAUCCGAUGAAAAUUUUCUUUAACCGCCCCGAGUGCGGAACAUCUGCGCGGUUCGCCGUUGACUGUGAUAAAGAAACGUUCUACUGCUUCACGAAGACACUUUGAACAUCUCAAUCGUUAAACAAUCCACUCUUGCCCCCCUUUUAACCCCCCUGGGUCGCAGUAAGCUACGACGUUACGACGAAUUGUCCUAAUUUACUGCCCGAACGUGAAGAGUUUCCGGAGUCGCGACACGAUGGUCGGACGAGACCCGAGAGAACACACGCGUCUCGUGACUCUACUUAAACGACCCCCUGUAUUCUUUUAUUUUUCAUGCCAUCGCCUUAGGAAAAGGGACCAAUGAAAUUGGCCUCGGCCGUAGCCCGCGGAUGCAUCUCGACUUUUUUUUUUUUAUAUAGAAAACGCGUUUUGUAAAUAGAUUAGUGGUUUAGCGCGUAAGACUUCUACUGAACGUAGAGAACGGAAAUGUACUUGAGUAAACUAAGCGAAACAAAAAAAAAAAA